This is a messenger RNA of Eurytemora carolleeae, 2468 nucleotides long. Its product is annotated as short transient receptor potential channel 4-associated protein-like. The transcript has 7 exons. Gene Ontology annotation, biological process: ubiquitin-dependent protein catabolic process. Lineage: Eukaryota; Metazoa; Arthropoda; Copepoda; Calanoida; Temoridae. Gene Ontology annotation, cellular component: Cul4A-RING E3 ubiquitin ligase complex. The record is from RefSeq and is a predicted model, not a curated record. Gene Ontology annotation, molecular function: phosphatase binding. Bases 10 to 2328 code for a protein of 772 amino acids.
UCAGAAAUAAUGUCUUGUCGUCAUGUUCACCGGAGUAAGUUCCGGUCCCGAGUUUUCUUGUCCAGGUUGGAGAGUAUACAGAUCACCGGGCUGGGUCCUAGCUCCUUAUCAUUUCUCCCAGACGACCAGAUGAGAGUCGGAAUGGAGAUUGAAACAGUUGCUCUGCUGCCUGUUCUCCGGAGGAUUGAGGUUCUGGUUGGGAAUGAAGAAUCUACAAAUUGUCUGUCAGGAUUAAAACUGCUGUGUGAGCAUCUGUGCACAUCCCCCUUCCUACCAGUAGAUCAGAUGGAAACCAGCUCUCCCCGAAUACAAUCCCUCAAUGAGAAGAUAGCUCUCAAGUUUCUGGAAGAGAACGGAUUGAAACUAAUCCUAACCCUGCUCCUCUCCGGAGCCGGGAAUAUAUUUGUAAAUCCUCGUGAGGUGUGCGCUAGGGAUAUAAAGCAGAAAGAACUGUGCCUGGAGGUUCUCUACCUCCUGUGCCUGCUGAUCCCUAAGGUUGCUGAGGAGCUGAGUGAACUGGAGGAGGUUGUAAUCUAUUGUUUUCAUCUACUCAGUAACGAAAGCUUAUACAAGAAAGCUUGUAGGUUUAUAGAACAAUUACUGAUGGCCAAGAAAACCACGCUAAAUCUAUGCAGUAUUCCAAAUUUGCAGAAAAUGUUAGAUAAUCUCGAAGGAGGUCGCCUAGCAAGCUUCUGUAAAAUUUUAGCAAUCACAGUUUCAGAUCUGGAUAUAUUCGAGCACAAGAGUUCGCUCUACCAACAGAAUAUUCAAAAAAGAUCGGAGGCUUUUAUUCCAAUUAGAGAUAUAAACCAGGAACUAGUUCUCUCAGUUCCGGGAUUUCUCCGGAAACUAUUUGAACACGCAACCCGGCUCCCGUACAAUCCGAGGUUCCCUUCUACACCCACGGAAAUAGAUCAUUGGAUGCGGUUUAUUGAUGAUCAUAUAUCGGACGAGAUUGCUAUGGGAGAACCCAUCAUGACGGAGAGUUAUCCCGGAGGAGGUAUUUCCGACCCUUGUACUACACUGGUAGAUGAUCUCACGGAUAGAGUUGAGGUUUUGUAUGUGCUUGGAUUGUUGCUUGUUGGGAAGCAGAGAAAGCUGGUUCAAAAGAAUCUGGCUGAGAUGGAGCUAAUCCCUAAGCUGAGCACUCUCUUCGACGGUUUUAUCUGGCGGAGUAACGGUGGACGGCAGCGCUCCCGUCUCCCCGGCCAUCAUCCGGGUUGUGAAUGUUCUCCUGAGAUAGCUCUGAAGAUUCAGUUCUUGAGAUUAGUACACAGCUUCUGUGAUCAUAGUGAAUACAAGCAUCUACUGAUGUCCAGGUGUGAGUGGGACGAAUUGAAACGGAUUCCUCCGUCUCCGGCUCCGGCUGUGCUCCGACUGGAGGAGUGUGACGGAGGAAUGGUUGUUGCUGAUCCUGUUUUUCCUCCUCCCAACCCUAAUCUAAUGUGUAGAGGAUCUGCAGGCCUUCUCACUAAGAUUGUUGAAGUAUUAAAGAAGGAGCCGAGUUGUUCUACUCAAAGGUUCUGGUUGAGCCGAGCUGUAGAAUCCUACCUGAGAGGGGGAACCUCACACCAGGAUCAGAUAUUCCUUCUCAGGAGAGGUCUACUUCAACACAUCACUGCUUCUCUCAUUCAAACUGAUUCAAGACACAAGGAAACCAUCCAGAGUUCAUUUGAUCUGCUUGGUGAGAUGGUUAAGUUUAGCUACGAUGCCUGUAGGCAGAUGGAUUCUAUCUUGAACACUGAAACCAAGCUAAAGAAAGCGAUGAUUAUGGUGAACAACAAUCUGAUCGAUUCAAACAUGUUUAUCCGAGCAAUGGUGCUCGCGGCGGGACAUUUUAUAACGGCGGGCGGAGAAACUGCCGAGUUUGUUAAGCAAUCUCGGUUGAUGAAACACUACAGGGAUUUUGAUAAACAUGUGAAGUUUGUUCUUCAUCUAGUUUCAAUACUAAAGGUUACAGAUCUAACUCAGGAGAACGUUUCCUGUCUCAACACUAGCUUGGUUAUACUGAUGCUGGCAAGACGAGAUGAUAGAUUACCAAGGAUGCUCAACUCUCUGGUUGAGUUUGGAAACCCUCUGUUGAAGAACCUGCGAAGCCUGCUUGUAUUCUGGCAGGAACACUAUCUACACAAGGAUAAGGAUUGCACAACUCUAGAGAAGAGUUCUCUCAUCCCUUUCUCCUACUGGAAGAGUACAGUUGCUGUCCUUGUAAACGAGGAUGAGAAUGAUCCCUCCGCAAUAAAUUUUUACAUCAAGGGAAAAAAUUUAUUUUUGGUCCGUGAUGAGGAUAGUUCUAUGGAAACUGAGGAUUCAGCAGCAACACAAUAAACCUGUCUGACCUGUCCUCUGCUCAUUUUAUAUAUUGUUAUCUUUAGUUAAUUUUAAUUCCCUGAUAUGAAAUUUGUUCCCACAAUGUUAUCAGGCGUGUUUACUAUAUAUAUAAUAUACAUUGACUUCUGUAUUGCAGA